This is a messenger RNA of Necator americanus (New World hookworm), 705 nucleotides long. RefSeq lists its product as uncharacterized. Gene Ontology annotation, biological process: cell adhesion involved in heart morphogenesis; larval heart development. The transcript has a single exon. The record is from RefSeq and is a predicted model, not a curated record. Bases 1 to 705 code for a protein of 234 amino acids. Lineage: Eukaryota; Metazoa; Nematoda; Chromadorea; Rhabditida; Ancylostomatidae. Gene Ontology annotation, cellular component: extracellular matrix.
AUGUUCGACUUUAAUACUGAUCAACCCCUCUAUCUGCCAUUGCCAGAUUUCAGUCAAGUCAACUAUUCCGAGUUACGUAAAUUUCUCGCUCGUGUGGACUGGCUGGAAGUUUUCGACAACUAUCAGUCGGUUGCAGAAAUGUAUCGCCGUUUUUGCCUAGUGAUGUACGAUAGUUUAGCCAAGUUUGUCCCGCUGAAGUUUAACAAAAAUUAUGUACCUACUUAUCGUUUGCAUUUACGAAAUCUAUUUGACCAAAAGAAUCGACUCUUCUACCAACUUGAUAACCCUUUGAACAACGCUCUCUAUAGAAAAAUUUGCGCUGAUCUUGACUAUCACGUGAAAAAAUACCUUGUAUAUCGUGAGCGGCGUUUGUCGAAAACAUGUAUGAAAAAGUUUCAUAAUUUCCUCGCUAAAAGAAUUAAACAGGCACAAAAACUGCCUGUGUUGAGGACUGACAAUGGGAAUUUGAUCAAAACCGAUCUCGAAAAAGCUAACGCACUUGCUGAAUUCUUCGCUUCUAACUACUCAUUAAAACUGAAUGAAAGAAGUCAUAAUCUUCCAUUGCCAACUACUGAUUCCUCUGCCACUCAGGUUCCUCAAAGGUCGUUCGACUUUGUCAUCUAUCCAAAUGAAGUCCUUACCGUUCUAAAACGUUUAAAUCCUUCGUUUUCGUGUCCCUACUAUUCUCUCGUAUUCUCCAGAUAG